AUGAGUCGUCGAAAACGACGCGGCUCCAAGCUAGCUGGGCCAAGGAAGAAACAAUCGUGUCCGACGGUAACAAGGACGCGCCAUGUGCAGCAGGUGCCAACACAGCCAGUCACUCCUGUGUCGAUAGUGUCAGCCAAGGCCCGGCGCAUUGCAUGGGCGGUGUACUUCAUUGAUGCCUUGGAAGCGCCGCCUCGUGACGAGUGGAAUGAGUAUCGAGGGACAGUGUAUCAAAUCAUGCAGCAGUUCAACGUUCCGACUGGGUCGCGCGAAUCAGUGUGGAAUGUCCUGAACGACGUCGAAGACUGCUCAUGGCUUGGUCACGAGUACUGUGGCGAUGGCGCACCCCGUGGCGGCACCAACAAACUCAUUGUUCUGCGAUCGUGCGAAAGCCAGAUUGUGGCCGACUGCAUGGAAAUCGGCAUGGGUCUGACCGAGACUACUCACAUGGUUAACGAGUACCGCUCCUCCAACUACAAGAUCCAUGUAGGCCAAAGCGCUGUGUACAGCUGCUACCUGCGUCUCAAUCCAGUCGUGACGCCAUUGACUGGGCCGUUGCUCGAUGUGGUCUGGCGCAGCAGUUUGCCACAAGACUUGGGAUCUGGAAGUGGGACGACAAUUGUGGUGUGGUAUGAAACCCACAAAGACGCGAGGAUUGGUAACUUUGGUGCCAACGGAUGCAAGCAACAAAUUCGCUUCCUCCGAGAUGCACAGGGUCAGUUGGACGACACAAAGGCCCGGUUCUCUUUCGGUUGUGCGGUGGUGGUCAACGAAGCUGGUGUACGCGAAGGCCGCCGGUGCAAGGCGUUUACGACCUCCCUGGCAACAAUGCGCCUUGGGUUACUGGUAUUCGCACGCAAGAUCAUGGUGUAUUUCAUGAAGAUUGCAUCACUCGACCAGGUGGAGACCAAAUACGAUCCAUCAGUACAACUACGAGAGGGUGCGCAUUCACCGAGGCUGGUGGACCACAAAAAAGCCGAUAAUCCCUACGAAUCUCUUUACGGGCCGGACUGGAAAUCAGCUAUCAUGGCGUCGAACGGCUUGAAGUCCAGCAUCUGCGUCACCGAGCUCGUUGAGCACAUCGUCCAUGCGUCAGCUGCAGUGAUGCACAACACCGCCCACGCCAAAGACUGGAUGUUCAUGCAUGACGCCCUAUUCCAAAUGACGUGCAAGUCGACAAUUCAGUGGAUGAAGGAGAAGAACUACCACAGGCGGUGGAUCCUACCCGAACUGGGUCUGAACGAUGGAACACGUUUCGCCGGCCGACCGGUUGGCAACAGCCCCGAGUUGAUGCCUUGGGACUGCUCGUUAAACAAAGACGUUGACGAUUGCUUCCAUCGACACCGGUCGGUAACGCUCGGCCUGUCACGCGACGCGUCUGCCAAGUUCUGUGCGUCAACCCCGAAGAGAUUGGAGUCCGCGUACCUUCGUCUGAUCGACCCAAGCCAUGGACCACACAAGGGCUGUCCUACGAGCAACCGCAUCAUACAAGAUGUCACAAAGUGCCUUACCACGCAUGUACUGGCAGUCAUUGCUGCGGGAGGUGCCAUUGUGCCGGGACUGGGGAGCCGCAGUGGGUGCCGCCGAGUCCGCGGCGUCGAACGCAGGGGUGGCCGUCGCGACAAGGCGCCAGAUGUGCAAGGACGUUGGUAUCACGACGAUGCAGUGGUUGCACGUGCUGAGCUGUUGAAGACUUCGAUUGCCACCACGCGAGAGCACUCUGAUGGGUGA
Messenger RNA from Aphanomyces astaci, 1728 nucleotides. RefSeq lists its product as hypothetical. The record is from RefSeq and is a predicted model, not a curated record. Bases 1 to 1728 code for a protein of 575 amino acids. NCBI's taxonomy places the organism in Eukaryota, Oomycota, Saprolegniomycetes, Saprolegniales, Verrucalvaceae. The transcript has 7 exons.